Messenger RNA from Aspergillus welwitschiae, 1390 nucleotides. RefSeq names its product zinc-binding alcohol dehydrogenase family protein. NCBI's taxonomy places the organism in Eukaryota, Fungi, Ascomycota, Eurotiomycetes, Eurotiales, Aspergillaceae. The coding region runs from base 118 to 1152 and encodes 344 amino acids. The record is from RefSeq and is a predicted model, not a curated record. Gene Ontology annotation, molecular function: oxidoreductase activity, acting on NAD(P)H. The transcript has a single exon.
CGUGAUAAUCUGCAGUCAUGUAACAUAAAUAAACCCCUCUGCCACCUCGUGUGUCUUCGUCUGUAACUCUCACCUGUUUCCCAGUAACUCGCCCCAUACCAGUACACUCUUCUCAUCAUGCCUAAAGCCCUGGUAAUCACUGCGCCCGGUAGUCGCGACGUGGUGGAACGCCCUAUCCCCACUCUGCCCGACGACUGUCUUCUGGUCAAGACAGUUAGUGUCGCUCUCAACCCUACCGACUGGAAGAGCGCCGACCGGAAACCUCCUGGACAAGUCAUUGGGAAUGAUUACUCCGGCGUCGUCGAAGAGGUCGGCAAGGGCGUCAAGAAAGCCUUCCGCAAGGGCGACCGUGUUUGCGGUUGGGUCCAAGGAUGCAAUUCUAACAAUCCGGAAAGUGGAGCCUUUGCUGAAUACUGCAUCCCCAAAGCUGAUCUUCAGAUCGCUAUCCCCGACCGUCUCAGCUUUGAGGAAGCUUCAACCCUUGGCUUGGGGACAAUCACGGUGGGCCAGGGCCUGUAUCAGAGUCUGAAGCUCGCACCACCAGAUGCCCCACUGGCCCAGCCUGAGUUGGUUCUCAUCUACGGUGGCUCCACAGCCACCGGUACUCUGGCCAUCCAGUUUGCCAAGUUGUCGGGGUACACUGUGUUGACAACUUGUUCGGCGCAAAACUUUGAUCUCGUGAAGAGUCUUGGUGCAGACGCAGUGUUCGACUAUAAAGAUGCGAAUGCAGUCCAAGCCAUCAAGGAUUACGCCCAGGAUAAGCUGUCGCUAGUCUUUGACACUGUUGCUGUUGAGUCUAGCGCUAAGUUCUGUGGCGAAGUGAUCUCUAGCAAGGGCGGCGAUUAUUCUGCCCUGCUGAAGGUGGCCGUUCCUCGGGACGAUGUCCGCAGUCUUUUCACCAUAGGAUACACUGCCUUUGGUGAAGACUUUGACUUCGGCGGUGGUAUUAUCCCAGCCAAGCCGGAGGAUCGAGAGUUUGCGGGUCAGUUCAUGAGCAAGGCAGCCACCUUCCUUGCAGAAGGAAAAGUCAAGCCUCAUCCUGUCAAGCUGGGGCCACGGGGACUCCAGGGGGUGGUAGAGGGUCUGCAGGAUAUGAAGGAUGGCAAAGUCAGUGGACAGAAGUUGGUGUAUAACGUGGCCGACACCCCGUGAAUUUAUGGGCCCAGACAUGUUGGGAGGCCACGGACAAUUGUGGAGGCAACCCAGUACCUGGGUCGCAGCCAAAGGGGCCAUUUAUAAACAUUAUAUGAGAUUGUGCGUCCAGCAGUAUAUAUCCCACAUUGAAACAAGUAUGAAAAGGCACAUAUCAUUAUGUAUCUCAUUCUUGACCAUCGUAGUUGGAUGCGAAGAGGGAGUGAGGGAGAAGAUAGAGAUGAUGAAGAGGGCGGAG